Molecule: messenger RNA, 1503 nt
Organism: Funneliformis geosporum
Lineage: Eukaryota; Fungi; Glomeromycota; Glomeromycetes; Glomerales; Glomeraceae
Source: the annotation of a GenBank genome assembly
AUGCCGGCUUCAAAGACUCGAAAAGUUCCUGAAAGACCGACAACACGAGCUUCUACGAAAACAGCACAUGCUAACGGUGAUUUUGCUGUUAAGCAACGUUUAAGGUCCUAUCCCAACGCAGUUACACCCUCGUCUACCGUUUCUCCUGCGACAACGCGUGCGAGUUCUGUUGAAUCCGCGCGGGAAACAACCCACCGCAAAGCCUCUUCACGAACAAAUACUCGCUCUUGCCAUAACAACAAAAACGAUGGCGUUGUGACUCGGCGGUCUACAUUACAAAAGGAAUGCAUAGAAGAAGGUGAAAUUAUUUUCGAAAGUCAUUCCUCAGAUGACGAGGCGUUUAUAACCUUGAAACAUACCUACAGAAAACAAAAGCGGCGUGCGGAUGAAAUUGUUAUUCAGUUUAAAUCACUAAAAGAGAGGAUGUUUAAUUCAAGAAUAAAUGAUCUUGAUGAAGAUAAUAACGCAAUUCAAGAAGGUUGUCAUCCAAGAUUAUCAAAACAAAUGGAUGAGAUCGAAGAGAAACAUAAAGCCCUGACACUAAGAGCAGAAAGACGCCGUGAAUAUCAUAAAAACGCAAUAGAAGCUGCAUUUGCCGCACAAGAAAAACAGAUACGAGACGAAUUUAUGAAUGACCGGCAUAAAUUGAGAACAAUGAUGAUAGAAGAGCUAGAGAAGAAGAAAAGCCAACUUAAGAGAGAAUAUUAUAGAAAACCUGAGGAUAAUCUGCUGGAUUUGGUAAUGAAAAAAAUUGAAGGAACACCAUUUGAUCCAAAUUAUAAAAUAUUUAAUAAGGGAUCAGAUACUACUCGUACAUCUUUUCCUAUUCAUAACAGAUUACCCAACGGACAACCGCGCACACCAAGAACUAAUAUUGAUAUUCAAUAUAGGACCAAUGAAGAAGAGAUGGCAGAGGAUUUGAUGGCAAUGCAGUUGUGGAAACCAGUAAGACUGCCGCCACAAUCAUCAUCGUCGAAAUUUCAUUCCACAAAUCAACCACAUCCAAAUAUAAUUUCUUCCACUUCUAGUGUUAUCAUAUCCCCGCCUCGACGGAAAAAAGAACCCCGUACAAAACGACCUCGUCGUAAUUCUAAUCGAGAAACCGUUUCAGAAACACGUAGGGAAACGCCUAUUAUUUUAGCACCAAAAGAGUUUUCAAAGACUUCUUUAAGAGAAACGCCCAAAGUUUCUAAAACAAUUCAUAGAGAUAUACCUAGCGAGUUGCUUGGUAGGGAAACAUCAAAAGAAUUGCCCAGAAUAUCACCAAAAGAAACUCUCAAAGAUAUCGGUUUGCACAGGGAGACUCCCAGAGAAGUAUUUAGGGAGGUUCGAGAGGUAGUUAGAGAACCGCCUAGGGAAAUAGUCAGAGAACCACCGCGAGAAUUACCAAGAGAAAUUCCAAAAGACUUAUCUAUGGGUACAUCGCAAAAUCCAAAUUCUAUUAUUGUUAGCCGGUGGCUUGCUGAAGAUGGCACGGAAGAAGAUAAUGAUUCAGACCAAUAA